Drosophila melanogaster (fruit fly) is the source of this 793-nucleotide messenger RNA. RefSeq lists its product as uncharacterized. Bases 113 to 622 code for a protein of 169 amino acids. The record is from RefSeq and is marked reviewed. Lineage: Eukaryota; Metazoa; Arthropoda; Insecta; Diptera; Drosophilidae. The transcript has a single exon.
CUCGUGCGAUACGCAGCUAGUUUUUGAGAAUUAACAAAAAUUCUCAGUGCAAACAAAAUUUGAAAAAAAAGUGAUAAAACGCGACAUUUCUUUGAAGCUGUAGAAUUCAGAAAUGUCCAGCAAGAAGCGCAUAGAUUUAAAACCCGCGUCCUUCGAAGACUUGGCCAAUCAGGUGUUCGAAAAGUCGAAACAGAUGAGUAUGUCAAUGAAGGAGCAGUGCAAGUUGGUCCAGGAGUAUUUGAAAGCUAGGCUCGAUGGGAGUGAUGGAAGCGAUGCAGAAUAUAAUAGUGAUUCCUAUUCAGAUUUUGAAUCCGAGUCGGAUUCCGAUUCCGAUUCCGAUUUCGAGGAGGAUUCCCUUACUGAUUCCGAUGAGCAAACAGAGGAGAGCAGUGAUGAGUCCGAAUCGGAACACAGUGAAGUCGAGGAGCGUACCAAACCAUCAGAUACUCACAAGACUACCAACGGAGGUCUCUGCGAAAAACCAAUCUCCAAGGUCGAGCCUGAACAAUCUCGGCUCGUGGCCUUUGUGGCUCCUCUCAAGUCCCCUGCCCCCCGCAUCCACCGUCGACUGACUAUGGCUGGUGGCGUUAUAGCUCCUCAUAGUCGCAGUAGUGCCUUCUAAAUCAAGGAAUCAUUGUGUAGAAUCAUUGGUCAAGCUAGGAGCUCGAGGUUUCUCCAAUCGAUUUUAUUGUUUACACAUAGUUUGUAUUUAAAUCAUUUUGUAGUACUUUGUAAUUAAAAAUCAUAUCGCGACUCAUUUUGAAAUAAACGUACCACGUUCAGUAGCUACCGU